UCUUCGUGUCUUUUUUCUCUCUAGUAGUUUGUUGAGUUUGAGUCUCAGGGCGGAAACCUGAAGACAAACUGUUGGACCGUCUCUGUCCUCGUGUCUCCUCCGCUCGAUCAGCUGCGAUCAGCUGUGUUCGGACGUGAUCAGCUGAUCGAUGGAUUAGAGGAUUGAAGGACAUGGCGUGUGUGUGUGUGUGGCUGGUGUGUGUGCUGAGUGCGUGUGUCGGGGCUGUCGGCGGAUUGGACAGAGAUGACCACGCCCACCGGGACCAACAACACCGUCACCUCGUUUCCACCGGCAACCAAGAACCAGAUCUGUGUCUCAUAGAUCCACCGCUCUGUCAGGACGAGAGCUCCGUCCUGAGUUUCGAUGCGAUCUGCAGCAUCCACAAAAUGAUGGACGAUGACGCUGACGGCACCGUGGACACGACCGAGACGGACGAGUUUCUCAGGGAGGAUCUGAAAUAUCACGACUCCAAAGCCAAACACAGCAGCUUCCAUCGAGCCGACCUGCACAUCAGCGUGGAGGACAUGUGGAACACCUGGAAGAACUCUGAGGUGUAUAACUGGACGGUGCAGCAGGUGGAGGAGUGGCUGCUGCUCAGUGUGGAGCUGCCUCAGUAUUCAGAGACCUUCAGGAAGCUACAGCUGGACGGACGAGCUCUACCCAGGCUGGCUGUGAAGAACACCACAUUAACCGUGUCCCUGUUGAAGAUCUUAGACCGGAGUCACACUCAGAAGCUUCAGCUCAAAGCUCUGGACAUCGUCCUGUUCGGACCUCCACCAGGUCGUCAGAACCGCUGGAAGGACCUGGUCCUGGUUCUGUCCGUCCUCAUGGCGCUGUGUGGCUGCUGGUUCGCCUGGGUCCAGACCAGGAGGUCCAGAGACGACCUGGGGAAGCUGAUGAAGGACCUGGAGGGUCUGCAGAGGGCCGAGCAGAGUCUGAUGGACCUGCAGGAGAAGCUGCAGAAGGCUCAGGAGGAGCAGCGCUGCGUUCAGGUGGAGAAGGUGAAGGUGGAGGAGGAGCUGAGGAACGAGAUGAACUCGGCCCAACGUGAAGCCAUUCGCCUCCGAGAGCUCAGAGAAGGAGCCGAGAGCGAGAGGAGUCGCCAGAAAUACGCAGAGGAGGAGCUUGAGCAGGUGCGGACGGCGCUGAGGAAGGCUGAGAAGGAGCUGGAGUCUCGGACUCACUGGGCUCCUCCAGACUCUCUCCAGAAGUGGCUGCAGCUGACUCACGAGGUGGAGGUCCAGUAUUAUAACAUCAAGAAACAGAGCGCGGAGAGGCAGCUGCUGCAGGCCAGGGAGGGGGCUGAGAAGAUCAAGAAGAAGAGGAGUUCUCUAUUCGGGACGUUUCAUGUAGCUCACAGCUCGUCUCUGGACGACGUCGACCACAAGAUCCUAUCGGCCAAACAGGCCCUGGCUGAGGUGACGGCCGCGCUCAGAGAGAAACUCCACCGUUGGCAGCAGAUCGAGACUCUGACGGGAUUCGGUUUGGUCAACAACCCGGGUCUGGGAGCUCUGGCCUCCGCCCUCAACCUGGACCCGUCCUUCCUGGGCCUGAGACCUCCGACCCCUCAGCACCUCCUCCUGUCCGACGACCUGGACGACAUGGACGAGGACAUCUUGUCUCCAGGGACGCUGCAGUAUGCAGCUUGGCAGAUGGACCGGCGAGUUAGUGACCUCUGGCCCCUGAGUGGCAUCGCAGACACCCAGUCACCAUGGAAACAAUCCGCUCAGAGUCUGAUGCCCCUGCGACAGAGGGUAGGAGACCCCGCUGCGAUGUUCAGCUCUCAGAGGGACAUCAUGAACCGUUCAGACUCUGACUCCGCCCUUCCGCUGUCUCACAGCGAAUCACGAGGCGUGUACAGCUCUAAGCCCCACCCCCUGCCAUCCAGGCUCCACCCCCUGCAGGGUACAGGAGGAGGAGGUCUGGAGAAGAGCUCCAGCCUCGGGGAGCUCAGAGGAAUUUCUCCCUCCGUCCUCGCCUCUGCCAGCUCCACCCGUUCCCUCUGUAUCACAUCCGACGCCGUCAACGCCUUCUCGUCCUCCACCUCAUUGGCCAGCAGUGGCCAGGGGGCGGGGCUCCAGGACGGAGGGGAGGAGUCCAGCAGCAGGAGGAGAAACGCCUUCAAUAAGAUCUUCAAGAAGAAGCAGGGACGCCACUGAAGAGACGACGUCUCCAUCAGCUUCAUCCUCCUCCUCUUUUAUCCUGUUUCUGUCUUUAUGAAAAUGAUGCCUGCAGAGAAGGUGGAGGAUGAUUUCUGCUACUGGACAUAAGAGCAAAACCAAGUCCAACAUCAAGACACCAACGUUCUGCAGGACUUGGCUGUAAAGAGAAGAACGGAUCGAGGAUGAAUGAGGCUCCAGUUAUCAUGACACAUGAUAAGAAUGAUUCAUGAUGGGACGUCAUUCCUCUGUUUCACCACAUCCUGUUAAAGUGUUUUUCUUUUUCUUUUUUUGUAUAUGUGACCUGAAUGAAGACUAAAGAACGUCUGAGGUUUAAAUUGGUAUUUACUCUGAACAAAGACUGAAGCAGCUGCUGUGUGAGGACUUCAUUACCCAGAGUCUUUGAUGCCAAAGAACUAAACAUUUAUUCAGUUAUUUUUUUAUUUAUACGUCUGAAAUCUCUAAUAAAACGGUAGAAGUGGA
Mugil cephalus (flathead mullet) is the source of this 2642-nucleotide messenger RNA. Its product is annotated as stromal interaction molecule 1-like. Gene Ontology annotation, molecular function: calcium ion binding; protein binding; calcium channel regulator activity. The record is from RefSeq and is a predicted model, not a curated record. NCBI's taxonomy places the organism in Eukaryota, Metazoa, Chordata, Actinopteri, Mugiliformes, Mugilidae. Bases 171 to 2159 code for a protein of 662 amino acids. Gene Ontology annotation, cellular component: endoplasmic reticulum; plasma membrane. Gene Ontology annotation, biological process: activation of store-operated calcium channel activity; intracellular calcium ion homeostasis; store-operated calcium entry. The transcript is spliced from 14 exons.